Molecule: messenger RNA, 1581 nt
Organism: Penicillium brevicompactum
Lineage: Eukaryota; Fungi; Ascomycota; Eurotiomycetes; Eurotiales; Aspergillaceae
Product: SSH4 family protein
Exons: 3
Coding region: 1-1581 (526 amino acids)
Molecular function (GO): protein binding
Source: RefSeq, a predicted model, not a curated record
AUGCAGGGCCCUGAGGUUCCGAGCAGCGCGCUCGCAGACCUACCUUCGACCCUGAGAACAGUGAUAGGCAGCCCGACGACGUCACCGAUCGGCUCAACGUUACCUCUCCAAACAGAUCCUUUAUUAUCACAGCAACAAAUACACGAAAACCUCCAAAAUGUGCUAUCCUCUUUCUCGCAAAUUCGCCCUGAGCCUGGGCUUAUCGCCAGUGGCAACUCGACCGGCUCGACCGGCAAAGGCAUCCUGAUUGGGAUCCUGUCCGCGUUCGGCUCCGCCGCAGUUGCCUUUGUUGUCUUAGCGAUCUUUUUCUUUUUCAAAUAUACUCGCCGGGGGCGAAUUAUGCUGGAUCGCAUUGGCCGACCCGGUGAGUUCGAUGAUGAACAGGCAUUUGCGCGCGAGGAGGAGACGGCGCUAGAGUCAAUGGACGACUUGGCGCGGUCGGAAUACUUGCGAGCUAAAGCUUUUGUCCAAGGAAACCCGCCCGAAUCAGUGCAAACCGAUAUAUCCCUAUCACAAUUCCUCGCAAUCCAAGAAAAAGGCGUAUCCGCAUGGGAGUUCCAGCCAGAAUUGGAGAUCGCAAAUUGCUUUGUGGAAGCCCGCACGGAGAUUGAGUUCUAUGAUUCGGAAUGCAGUGUGCAGACAAACCUCCCCCUCCCCAAACAGAAUGAGGUCUACUACUGGGAGGCCAAGAUAUACGAUAAGCCCGACUCAACAAUGAUCGGAAUUGGAGUGACUACGAAACCAUACCCUCUCUUCCGAAUGCCUGGCUUCCACAAAUCUUCUGUUGCCUACCAGUCAACCGGACACCGCAGGGUCAACCAACCAUUCAAUCCCACCCCAUACGGACCUCCUCUAUUACAAGGCGAUGUGAUUGGUGUCGGCUACCGCCCUCGGUCAGGGACAGUCUUCUUCACUCGCAACGGCAAGAAACUGGAGGACGUGGCUCAUAACUAUCGCUCGCAAAACCUCUUUCCUACGAUCGGCGCCAACGGUCCUUGCACAAUCCAUGUCAACUUUGGUCAGAUGGGCUUCGUCUUCAUCGAAGGAAACGUCAAGAAAUGGGGAUUGGCCCCGAUGACUGGUAGCCUCGCCCCACCUCCACCUUACGGAAGCGAGCAAGGCAGCAUUCUGCUGGAGUCGGGCCGCGAGAGCGCCGCCCAGAUUUCUCAGCGUGUUUAUCAAAAUGCGAAUUACGCGGCCUCGGGCUCAAGUGUCAGGAUUCCUCCAGUACCAAGCCCAGGUCCUGCUAGAUCUCCGACUGACAUUUCCCUCGCUCAGCUGAAUCACAUACCACCUCUUGAAGAUGCUGGUGAGGGAUCCAGCCGGUAUGCUCUGGGAGAUGAAGAGGCCAAUGUUGGCAUGGUCCAUGACGAGCACCAUGAGGCCCCGCCUCCGGAGUAUUCUAGUCCUGAUGGCAGUCGCAGGGGCAGUGAUACCUCUCUUGACUUCCCUUCCAGGGGUGCACUCGAAGAACAUGGCUCUCCGACCGACGAUGCCAUGGACUCUGCUGGUCAAUAUCUCCCGAGUUACGAAACUGCGGUCGAAGGAGAUACAGAUGAGCACCACCCAAGUGGCCAAUGA